AUGGCUCCCCGCACUGUUACCCCAGUCGACAAGAACUGGCAAUUCAAGCAGGAGAAAGAAGACGACUCCUCUUAUUUACCAGUCGCUCAAUUUCCAACAAACGUCCAUCUUGACCUCUUACACCAUAAGAAGAUUCCUGAUCCUUAUAUUGGAAAGAAUGAGCUUAAAGUUCAAUGGAUCGGUGAGACUGUUUGGGUGUACAAGACGACCUUUUCUAGCCCGGAGAUUCAUGAUGGUGCAAAGGCGGUUCUGGCCUUCGACGGUCUCGAUACCUUUGCCACGGUUGAGUUGAAUGGCGAAAAGAUUCUUGAGACCGAGAACAUGUUUGUUCCCGAACGAGUGGACGUCACAAAAGAUCUCAAAAAGGAUGGCGAGAAUGAGCUCCGCAUCACAUUUGAUGCGGCGUAUUUGAGAGGAUGGAAGUUGGUGGAAGAGCAUCCUGACCACAAGUAUGUUGUCUGGAAUGGGGACGGCUCAAGACUUCCUGUCAGAAAGGCGCAGUACCACUGGGGCUGGGAUUGGGGUCCUGCUUUGCUAACCUGUGGUCCUUGGAGACCCAUCAACCUUGAAGUUUAUGAGUCUCAUAUCGCAGAUCUCUAUACUGAGUCAGAAGUUGAGAAGUCUCUCAAGAAGGCAGAUGUUGUUGUUCAUGCGGCUGUUGAAGGCAAAGCCUCUAGAGUCCGCUUCGAAGUCUCUUUAGAUGGAAAAAAGGUUGCAUCUGAAACCGCACAUGUAAAAGACAAAGACGCAACCACUACGUUCCAUAUCCAAGAUCCGGCUCUCUGGUAUCCAGUCAGAUAUGGUAAACAACCCCUGUAUACCAUCAAGGCCACCCUUCUCGAGGACGAUAACGAGAUAGAUACAAUCUCCAAGAAGAUUGGCCUUCGCAAACUUGAACUUGUUGAACGAGAGCUUGAUGGUCAACCAGGUACCAGCUUCUUUUUUCAAGUCAACAACAUCCCGAUCUUCUGCGGUGGAAGCAACUGGAUUCCAGCAGAUAACUUCAUUCCUCGAAUUACGAAAGAGAGAUACCGAGAAUGGGUCAAACUCGUCGCUGAUGGCAAUCAGUUUAUGCUUCGGGUCUGGGGAGGUGGUAUCUACGAAGAGGACGUCUUCUAUGAUGCCUGCGAUGAAUUCGGUAUCCUUGUUUGGCAGGACUUCAUGUUCGCUUGUGGCAACUACCCUGCCUGGCCUGACCUACUCGAAUCUAUUGACCGAGAAGCUCGAGCCAAUAUCAAGCGACUUCGUCACCAUCCAUCAAUUGUUCUCUGGGCUGGCAACAAUGAGGACUACCAACUACGUGAGUCCGAGAAUCUCACAUAUGACUUCGACGACCAUGACCCAGAGAGCUGGUUAAAGACCGACUUCCCUGCUCGAUACAUCUACGAAAAGCUACUUCCAGACGCUUGCAAAGAUCUCCAUCCAAAUGCCGUCUAUCAUAUUGCAAGCCCUUGGGGUGGCAAGGUUACCACUGACCCAACUAUUGGAGAUAUCCAUCAAUGGAAUGUUUGGCACGGCUCUCAACAAAAGUACCAAGACUACGACAAGCUCGUUGGGAGAUUCGUUUCCGAGUUUGGUAUGGAAGGCUUCCCAGAUAUUAAGGCCAUCGAUGCUUUCCUUCCACAAGGCAAGGACGACCCUGAGCGAUUCUCUACAUCAUCCACGAUUGACUUUCACAACAAGGCAGAUGGACAGCUGCGUCGACUGGGUCUGUACAUGGCCGAAAAUUUCCGUUUCACGCUGGAACCCUUGGAAGACUACGUCUACUACAGCCAACUGCUACAAGCCGAGGCCUUAGCCUCAGCCUAUCGGCUCUGGAAGCGACAGUGGCAGGGUCCAAAAAAGGAGUAUUGUAGUGGUGUCUUGGUUUGGCAGACCAACGACUGCUGGCCCGUUACUUCGUGGGCCAUCUGUGACUACUACCUUCAGCCCAAGCAUUCCUACUUCACCAUCAAGCGGGAGAUGGCACCUAUCACUAUUGGCAUGACACGUAGGGAGCACAAGCACCCCAAGAACAAAUACACAAGGGUCGAUAUUGAGACUAAGGUCAAGGUUGAGAUUUGGGGAAGUAACCUCAAGUUGGAAGAUGUUACUGUAGACUGUGUUGUCAAGGCCUGGGACGUUGAGACCGGAAAGGAGACAUACUCACAAACAGUUGUUUCUGACCUAGUUCUCCAGAGUAACCGCUCAACGGAAAUCAAAACCCUGGAUGUCCCUGUUGAGAAGCCCAACGCUGACCUUGAGGCGAAGACUGUUGUUGCAGCUUACUUCUACCAGGAUGGCAAACAGAUUGCACGAUAUGUCAACUGGCCCGAGCCACUGAAGUACCUACACUUCCAAAAACCCAAGAAUCUCAAGACUGAAGUUUCUGAGGGAUGCAAGUUCGUUGAAAUCAGCGCCGAGGUGCCUAUCAAGGGACUAGCGGUCUUGAGCAAAGACGAUGGGGUCAAGUUUGAAGACAAUCUAAUCGAUAUCGUCCCGGGUGAGGUCGUCAAGAUUGGUGUUACGGGUGCCAAGAAGGGUACUGUACUCAAGACACAGUACUUGGGGAUGCAGUUCCAUGAUUGA
Fusarium tjaetaba is the source of this 2568-nucleotide messenger RNA. Its product is annotated as beta-mannosidase. Bases 1 to 2568 code for a protein of 855 amino acids. Gene Ontology annotation, molecular function: beta-mannosidase activity. Gene Ontology annotation, biological process: carbohydrate metabolic process; glycoprotein catabolic process. NCBI's taxonomy places the organism in Eukaryota, Fungi, Ascomycota, Sordariomycetes, Hypocreales, Nectriaceae. The record is from RefSeq and is a predicted model, not a curated record. The transcript is spliced from 2 exons.